AUGUCACCCUCCACCAUCGAACCCGGCCGCGGGCUAGAUGUUCUGGAUGAGCUGCCUAUUCGUAUGUACAGACAAAAUGCCGGCCCGGUCGCUGGGAACUCUGCUGGCAGACAUUCAGUAUAUCUUCCCACCACUGAGGUCACGAACACUAAUCGCCAGUAUGAUUGUCUUGUUCUACGAUCUGAAUUGGACUUCCAGACGAAAGAGACUAAAAGUCCAAAUAGAUCUGAGCCCCGAAUAAUGAUAUCUCAAGUUCCAAUUUGCGAUGAUAGGCAUUGGAAAAAGCCAUUAUGUCAUGACGAUGAUAGCGACGACUCUGACUAUUCUGUCUCGUCUUCUUUGGCAGAUGUGAUGUCACAGGUUUGGAAUGAAAACGAGAACUUGCAGCAGUUGCCACAUGAGUCCAGAGUGGGUUUCGAAGGACGUUUGUCUCAGCUGCCGUGCAAGAACCUUGAUGCUGUCACUAUUCAACUUAAGCAAGGAAAAGAGCACAAUGUCGCACCACACCCGGCCCUUGCAGGCAACUUAAGCACUAUAUGGCCAAGCUGCCCAGUAGAGAUGGACCAUGCACCUCUAAUAAUCAAGUGGGAACUGCAUCGUGUUGCACGCCAUUGCUCCGUUGUUUUGGAAAAUGCUUCCAUCCAGUACUCACCAUUGUGGGAAGAUCAAAGCGUAUUUCGAGAUGCUUUGAAGGGAAUCCCCUGUUUCCAGGGGAAAACUUUUCCAGAAGCGUGCGACACUGAGGUCUGGCUCAGAGGUUUGGCCGAUAGCUCCCACUCUGGGGAAGUCGUGGUCUUCAAGGCAGUCCUUCGUUUAGAUCCCAAGACUGGAGAUGCGAGACUCGAUUUCGAACUUCCAGCCUUGGAAAAAAGCUGCAGACUCAGUCGGAAAUUUGCUCCUGACAGAUUUAUCGAUCUAAAGCUACGAAUAGGGAAUCGAGCUAAAGCUGAAGCUGACAAUCUAGACCUAGCAUUAGCAAGAUGGUUAGUGCGCAGCCGCCAUCCAUUCCUUUCUCGCAAAUGGGCGGCGUUCUUUAUUGAUGAAUUCAAGUCGAAGAACGCAAAGGUGACACCAGCGUCGGAAUUCGCUGAAGAGCGACAAGUAAUUCUUUUUGCAGAACAAGGCCAAGGUAUCGAGUCAUCCACAAUGUUGAACUGGCUGUUACAAACUGAUCAAAACCUCGAUCAACCAUACAUGAAGCUCUUUCAUCGUAUCUCACAGGGUAUUCUAAGUCCUGGAUCGGUCUUGGUGGAUCUCAAAUGGAACUUCGUACUUGAAAAGAAGCAGCUGCGUAACUACUUGAUGGACGAAGAAUCGCCGACUGGCAAUGUCAUGAAUGACGGAAUUGGAAGAGUAUCUCUGGCUCUCAUGAGAAAGGUUCAGCAUGCCCUUGGGCUUGAUUACCUCCCAUCAGCUAUACAAGGGAGGAUAGGCAGUGCCAAAGGGAUCUGGGUUCUUGACAUAGGAACUCAACCAUCUCGGAUAUGGAUUGAGACAUACAAAUCUCAAGAGAAGUGGAAUUGCGAUUGGGAAGACCCUCAACACCGAACUCUGGAGAUCUUAACUCGAUCCGCUGGGCUGGAAAUAGCGCAGUUGAAUCAUCAAUUCAUCUCGAUUUUGGAAAGCCAAUCCGUCAACCGCCAACUCACUCGAACAGCAAUCGUCAAGCACAUGAAGAAUCAUCUUCAAAUGAGUUUAGACAGCGCUAAAGAAGCUAUGAAGCACCCAGAGCUGUUUAGAAAGUGGAUUCAUGAGACUUCCUAUCCUAGUUAUGGUGGGAAGGCCGAGUCCUGGUUCGUUGGGGGGCUGCCCAAGGGCUGGCCAGAACAAAUGAGCUUCCUUUCAGAUGGAGGAUUUAACCCCCUUCAGCUUGGGUUUUUACAUAACCUCGUCUUAAACCAUAUGGAGUCACAGCUGAAGGAGACGAAAAACAAGAUGAAGAUCAAGAUUAAUCAGUCGACUUGGGCGUUGAUCAUAGUGGAUUUCCAGCGAGUCCUUGGACCAGAUGAGGUUCAGUUGUGCUUCUCAAGCCCUUUCAACGAUGGCUUAGAAGACCGUUAUGACCUGGAAGGCUUCGAUGUCCUUGUUGCAAGAUGUCCUGCGCAUCUGCCAAGCGACAUCCAAAAAGUCAAGGCGGUUUUCAAGCCGGAGCUCCGCCACUUGAAAGACGUUAUCGUGUUCCCUUGUACAGGGCAAGAGCCGCUUGCCGACAAACUUUCAGGAGGUGACUACGAUGGUGAUAAAGCUUGGAUAUGCUGGGACAAGGACAUUGUCAAUAAUUUUCGAAAUGCCGAAGUACCCACAAAACCUUCCUUUGAUGGCUACUUCGAACCGAACAAGAGAACGGUUAAAUCUCUUAUCUCGAUGCACGGCCAGUCGAACUUUUUAGAUCACUUGUUGGAAGAGGCUUUUACAUUUCACCUCGCUCCUAAAUUUGUCGGCAUCUGUACGAAUUACAAGGAAAGGCUGGCAUACCACAAGGAUAGUCUGGAUGUCUCUUCUGUCCUGAAUAUGAGCUGGCUUCUAAGUACAUUGGUUGAUCAGACAAAGAGUGGGUUCAUGUUCAAUGACAAAAUUUGGCGACGAUUUCAGAAGGAAUACUGUGAAAAUCAGGUUUUCCUCAAACGACCGGCGUACAAGAAUGACAGUAUUGGGAGUAUCUCAGGACCGUGUCAUAUUCUGGAUUUCCUCAAAUUUACGAUGCAAGAGUUAAUACAGCAGGGGCUGACUGACCUUCACCGCUACCGAUCAGAUCAAAAUGGAAAUGGGGGCCCAUUGGUUCUAUCCACAUUUGAUAAAGAUCUCAUUUCUUAUUGGAAUGAAUUUGAAGCCGGGGCAAAGAACCUGAUCUGUGAACAAGAUCCAGCAUCAAACUGGCUGUUAGAACUACGGUCGAAUCUCGAAAGGGAUAUACACCAAUGCGCUUCAUGCUGGGUUGAAAUGAUGUCAGGUCCAGAUGGAAGAGAUCAUUAUUUGGACAAGGCCGCUUCCGUAUACGAAAGAUGGGAUUCUAUAUCACCACAGAUUACGACCAGGUCUGCUUCCGUAGGAUUUGGAAUCUGGGUUCUCACCAGACCAUUUACCCACUCGCCACUACUAGAAACUUGGCAACUUCUUAAAGCAAGUCUGACUUUCAAGUUAUAUCACAAGAAACCCAAGUUUGUAUGGCAAAUUGCAGGCCGUCAACUUCAGUUCAUCAAAUCUACCAGGACCAAGGCACCAAUUCCAGUUAUAUCAAGAACAUAUAAAGUGUUACGCCCAGAUGGAAAGCGAAUUGCCCAACAUUGUGUCAGCGAAGACGGAGUACUAGCGGAGAAUAUAUCGAUACCUGAUUGA
This is a messenger RNA of Fusarium oxysporum Fo47, 3336 nucleotides long. Its product is annotated as RNA dependent RNA polymerase-domain-containing protein. Gene Ontology annotation, cellular component: nuclear RNA-directed RNA polymerase complex. The transcript is spliced from 4 exons. The record is from RefSeq and is a predicted model, not a curated record. Bases 1 to 3336 code for a protein of 1111 amino acids. NCBI's taxonomy places the organism in Eukaryota, Fungi, Ascomycota, Sordariomycetes, Hypocreales, Nectriaceae. Gene Ontology annotation, molecular function: RNA-directed RNA polymerase activity. Gene Ontology annotation, biological process: siRNA processing.